Molecule: messenger RNA, 2505 nt
Organism: Procambarus clarkii (red swamp crayfish)
Lineage: Eukaryota; Metazoa; Arthropoda; Malacostraca; Decapoda; Cambaridae
Product: m-AAA protease-interacting protein 1, mitochondrial
Biological process (GO): protein insertion into mitochondrial inner membrane from matrix
Cellular component (GO): mitochondrial inner membrane
Molecular function (GO): ribosome binding
Source: RefSeq, a predicted model, not a curated record
AAACAAAACAUUGUUACUGGCCGGCCGCCGGUGUCUCGCGUGGGGUCCUGCUCACGUAUACUGCUGGUCCCGUUCUCCUUGACCCGGCAGGUGCCAGAGACGAAGACGUCCGUUAUGACAUCCUUCCCCAUAUUUUCCGCUGCAUUCGUCACGUCCGUGGCCUGAAGAGGCUGUAGGGAUCCCACCCCUCUGCAUUAUUUCCCGGUAUCGGGCAGCCUGGCGUAUUCGAUCCCUCGAUUGUCGUCGCCCCUCAACCAACAACAACCAUACAUUCGACGCUUUGGAGACGGACUCGUGCAGUCAUCGGGAGGAGAUAACAUACAUACUGCACGUAUACCUACUGCAUAUACAUACUGCACGUAUACAAAAGACAAGCGUAUAUUUCCUCCUCUAGUGCUUUCGACAACCAAGCCAACUCCGUAUUCAUCUAAUUCUCAUCGUUGCGUCUUGUGUACGAUGUGACCUGCAUCCAGUGCUUGGAGGAGGAAAUGUAUCACUAGCAUAAAGUAACAAGUUAGGGAGGUACUGUAGUUGCUAAACAUUUGCAAUCUUUCAAAGUUCGUCCGACAACCUGUAAGAUUUGUCAGGCAUCCUUAUUCGACCACUUGCGCGGAACAACGUUUUGUACAUUUAAUUCAAAUCAGUUCAAUUUAUCACGUACUAAUAGAUUAUAAUUUUUUUCUAGUUUGAUCUUUGGACAGUGUAGAUCUAGCACUGGCUUUACCACAAGGUGUUCGAUAUUUGCUGUUGGGCAUAAAUUUUUAGCUGCUAGGCUUUUGCAUGCAGUACAGUAUUGACACACAGUAUUGUCUUAGCAGCAAGGCUCACGUUUUUGGCUGAUUAACAUUGAUUUCCUUUGACAGUUGUAGUUAUACUCCAUUAACAGUUCUAUUCAGAAAAUUGGGUGACAAGGCUCGAUAUAAACUUCAUCUGUCAUAGUCCUUAAGUCCCAACAACAGCAACUCCCAAAAUGAUGGGCCACAGCUAAACAGCACAGAUGAUUGAAAGUACUCUCGACUGCCCACCAAUACAAAAUAUAAAUGUACAAAAGCAACAGAUGUGAUCAACUGAUGCCAUUACAAUAUCUGGCUAAGGCCUUCAAAGUGCUCACAUCUACCUAACUUGUCAAGUGACGCAUCGCCCUAAAACACCACACGUGCAUCAGGAGAAAAACCCUCACUCAAAUUACACAUCACCAAAAAGAUGAUGAUGUAUUCCACGUCUCGAUUAUAUCAUAUAACCAGGAGAUUAUCCAAUAUAAUUGCAUGCAAGGAUUCAUCAAGAUGGUUCACCAGUGUAAAUGAUAUAAAAUCAAGUUGCCAUAUCAGGAAGUCUGCAAUAACAAGACAGAGUGCAUGUGCAGCAUUUUACAGUAGCCAUCCUGUGUGUAGUUUAGCUGUAUGUUCCUCACAAGAGAUAUUACAGCAACAAAGUGCUUUACCAAGAACUACUGUGAAUUAUUAUCAACAUCGAUAUUAUAGAUCAGGAAGAGAUGGCCAGAGUGUUGAGAGACAAGGUGACAAGCAACAGCCCCAGAAACGUUCACCAGAGCUCAUGGAUUUUCCUUGGAUCAUAUGGCCCAGUCUUUGGCACAUAUUUAGAAACUUUAUAUUUGCUAACCUUAUUAUCCAUCGCUACCUAGAUCAAGAAUUUUCUUUAUCUUCAUUUAAAGCUGGAGCUAUUCAGGCUCUAGUGUAUGUGUCUCAGGAGUUGUCGAAAGGCAACUUUGAGGCUCUUAAUGAGCUUAUAACAAAGCCAACUAUUGAAGAAAUGAAGAAAAACUUUGCUCGUUUCUCUAUGAAGCAAAGAUUGGACCUUGCUAUUGUGGCUGAAGACAUAUUUUUUUCGUUCCCUUACCAAAUUGGAAUUAUUUUCACUAAUGAAGGAACUUCACAUGAGCGUAUUUUUGUGGAGAUUACGAUGUGCUAUCAUGUAUUCAGGGAUUUCCAGGACCACAUAAAUAGUUCCGCUUCCUUGGAAUCUCCUGGUAAUUUACGAGGUGUCUAUGAUAACUAUGAUCGCAUCUCUAUUGCCAAUUACAGAUUUAUCCGUGAGUUUACCCGGGGAGUUGAAGACCAGUGGACCAUCUCUCUUGCUAAUCACUUCAAACCUGGAGAGGUUAUACAGCAGCGGUGAGGCGGUUUGCCUUGCAUGCUGCUUCACUGUGCAGUUAAACCAGCAGUUUAACAUAGGUUAUGUUGUAUAAUUUAAAAAAAAAUUUAAACAGGGACAUGUAGUUAGAAAAUAUAUGUAGGCAUAACUUUUAUCAGUGCUUAUUAACUGUGAAAUAUGAGCUAAUAUUUUAAUAAGUUAUACUGUACUAUUCACUGUGAAUUCACUAGACCAAAAUUGGUUCCAAUAAAUUACCACUUGAAGAAAUUCUGGUUGUAUAAAAGUACCCAUUGUAUCACACAGCUCUUCGGCACACAUUACUGUUUGCCUUGGUUGUUGAUGCUUCCAAGCCCCUCGCCUAUCAUUAAAUAUUAAUAAAAAUUUUAAAACAAA